AUGGGUCUUUUUCAGAUUCUCCAGAAGUUGUGGAGACACAAGUAUAUCUACAUGAUAAUCUUGACUAUAACUGUGGUGUUCUACGUCUCCAUUCUGAAAGGGAGGCCAGCCAAAAUUACAACGGAGUGGGAAACUCCAUUGUCCUUAAAGCUUUUGCCAGAAGAAAAAUACAAGUCCAUGUUCUUGUUUGAUGGAAUUUGGCUGGGACCAAAGAAUCACUGUGAGUGUGUCAGAGCCAACAAGCUGACAGUCUAUCAGCUGGAUAAUUAUAUUGAUAAAGAUAAACUCGCCUCUGUCACAGAAAGACGUGAAAAGGAAUUCAGAGAUUAUCUGAGAAGGUAUCCCCUUGAGACAAAAGACAUUGUUAUUGCUCAGCCAAACACUCCUUUGAGCUACCCCAUUCAAGGGGCUGAGGUAAUGCCUUUGCACACCGUUGUGAUUCCAGGGCUUGGUUUCCAUGGAACAAGUACAGAAAAUCUCCAGGUGAUUCUACAGACAUCAUUUGGUGCUCUGAACACCCUUGUUGAUGUAGCUGAAGAUGUUGUGCAUGGGCGAGGGGAGAAAAAGCUGAUAAUCUCAACUUCCCAUGUGGAGCUGCUAAAUUACAUACUGGAACACAUCACAUACACUAGUACAGAGUACCUGCUCGAUGUAGUGGAUAUGGUGAAAUUUACAAUAGGAACUCAUCAUGUUAGGUUUCCUGUGACCAUCCGACAGCCAGGCCUCCCUAAGCUGUUUGACCCAGGAUCAGGUAAUGAUGUCAAUAAUCUGGUGACCAUCACAACAAAAACUUUCUUGCGCUACCACAAACUGCGGAUCCUCAUCAAGAGCAUAAGACAGUAUUAUCCGUAUAUGAAGGUCAUUGUGGCAGACGACAGUGAACAUCCAGAGAUGAUCCAAGAGGCUAAUGUUGAACAAUACAUUAUGCCCUUUGCAAAGGGCUGGUUUGCAGGGAGAAACCUCGCCAUCUCUCAAGUCACAACCAAAUAUUACCUCUGGGUGGAUGAUGACUUCUUGUUCACUGCCAACACCAAGAUUGAGAAACUAGUGGAUGUGUUGGAGAACAGCAACUUGGAUGUGGUCGGAGGCAGCGUUGGUGGGAAUGACUACAAAUUUAAGCUCAUCUAUGAGGAAGGAGCGGACAGCGGCUGUUUACACCUCCGAUAUGGCUUCUACCACCGCCUAGAAGGCUUUCCCAAUUGUGUGGUCGCCAGUGGGGUAGUCAAUUUCUUCCUCGCUCAUACUGAGAAGAGCAGGCGUGUUGGAUUUGACCCUAAGCUGCAGAGGGUGGCUCACUCAGAGUAUUUUAUGGACGGACUGGGGAGUUUACGUGUGGGCUCCUGUAAUCAUGUUGUCGUAGGCCACCAGCCACGCAACACUGAAACUGACUCAGAGAAGGUUGCUGUUGAGAAGACGUAUGGUAGAUUCCGGGCCAACACACAGGAACAGAUCCGGUUUAAACUGGCUUUGCAUUACUUUAAGAACAGGAUGAAGUGCUACACACAGGGGUGA
Rhineura floridana is the source of this 1512-nucleotide messenger RNA. RefSeq names its product beta-1,4-N-acetyl-galactosaminyltransferase 2 (SID blood group) (gene B4GALNT2). The transcript has 11 exons. Gene Ontology annotation, molecular function: hexosyltransferase activity. Bases 1 to 1512 code for a protein of 503 amino acids. Gene Ontology annotation, cellular component: Golgi membrane. Lineage: Eukaryota; Metazoa; Chordata; Lepidosauria; Squamata; Rhineuridae. The record is from RefSeq and is a predicted model, not a curated record. Gene Ontology annotation, biological process: UDP-N-acetylglucosamine metabolic process; UDP-N-acetylgalactosamine metabolic process.